Molecule: messenger RNA, 276 nt
Organism: Haemonchus placei
Lineage: Eukaryota; Metazoa; Nematoda; Chromadorea; Rhabditida; Trichostrongylidae
Source: the annotation of a GenBank genome assembly
AUGGUGGCACCUUUGCUCCUGCUAGGCAAACGACUUUGUCAUCAGCAAGAGCAACCACAACGAGAACGAUGGAUGAAGAAGGACGAGAAGCAAGGAGAUCAGGUAAAUCGGAGUGCUGACCCGAGGAACUGCCGCAAAGGCGCAAUUUCAGCAGCUGAGGAAGCGAAGAAACGAGCUCGUCAUGCCUGCCAUUUGUCUGAGAUCGCUAACCCCGCGAAUGUGUUCGGCUAUAUGCGAGGGUUUGAUAGCAGGCAAUUCUCAGGUGGACCAGGAUAA